CGACGACCAAGACCUCGACGGUUCUUCGGCGCCCAAAAGAACCGCGUUGAUGGCAGUUGACGUUGCGGGGAAGGAGGAGACCUCCCGUCCCCCCGUCUCCAUCUUCAGCGGCGGCGUCAACUGGGGACACUCGGAAAGGGCAAAUCCCGUCCCGACGUGAUCCGUUUUCUACAGGAGAGUCGGAGCCUAUCCCGGGCGAAAGGCAGACCGCACCCUGAACCGGUCGCAGGGCAGAUAUCGCCGCCGCCGCCGAGUUUAGAUUAAAAACCGCGAGGUCUCCAAUGCACAAGAUGUUUGGAAUCCAGAUUUAGGUUCAUCAGGAUGAAUCACAGCAGCUUUUCAAACUUCAUCCGAGUUUUUGACGCCCGUACUCGUUGGCGUCAGAAUUUGCUUCCCGAGCGCGGCUGCAGAACAUCUUUGACGCCAACCGUUAAUCGUCAUUUCGAUUUUGGUUUCGGGAACAAAUAAGGUUAAAAAAUGGGAGGUUGUGAAACGGGUUCGUCCAGAACAGCCACUCCAUUUCGCAAGGUGGCGCUAAUUUGAAGAAGAACUUCCGCCGCAGCUCCGCUUCUUCUUCUUCUUCUUCUUCCGUGUACAUGUUGGCGUUCCCCGGUUUGCUGCCUCUUGCCGAACGAAACGAAGUCUCGACGCAGUACGUCCGUCGCUCACUCCUCGAAUUCAUUUCAUUACAUCUCGUGCGCCUUGAACCUUCUCUGCCUCCUUAGCUCAGCUUAGCUUAGCUUAGCUCGCUUGCUCGGCGCGAACGAAGAGAGACGCGCCGGUAGUCGACACAUCGCCAGCCAGAAAUCUUCCAAGUGUGGACGUGUUGACAUUUUCGAGGAGAAAUGUGCGCAAAAGCGCCCGCAGAGGAACUUUGCGCAGUAAAAGAAGAGGACGAGCGACGAGUGCCGCACACGCGCGCCGACGUGAGUGAAGAAUAUUUUCAUCCUGAUCGACGACGGGAGACAACAGAGUCGUCCAACGUGAAAGAAGAAGAAGAAGAAGAAGAGGAGGAGGAGGAGGAGGAGGACGUGGAGCAUCCUCAGGUUAAAAAGGAGGACGCGACAGAAGCCCCCAGCAUCAAAGAGGAGGAGGAGGAAGAAGAUGUCACCAAGAAGCCGUUGGCGCUUGUCCCUUUCAAGCACGAAGGUGAGGGUCGACGUGGCGAGAUCAGAGAGGCGGAGCCUCCAGGCGGCGAAUCGAGUCAACGCGCGGAAGCAGAGGGCGACGGAGACCGCCGCGGACCGACGCAGACAGACGGCCUCAUGGCGCCGCUGUCAGAUAGCGACGACGUCGGGUCGCACUCGCCGGACACCGACGACGACGGUAAAGGGGAUGUGGCGCGUCGCGGCAAAUGCUGGGAGUGUUCGCAGUGUGGGAAAACGUUGGGCACAAAGAGGACCUUGCGCGCUCACGCCAGAACACACGGGCCAGACAAACCGUUUGCCUGUUCAGUUUGUGGCAAAAGCUUCGCUCGAAAGAAACAUUUAAGCGGACACGCGAGAAUUCACACGGGGGAGAAACCUUUUUCCUGCUCGCUUUGUGGCAAAAGCUUCUCCGUGAAGUCAACUUUAACGACGCACACCCGAACGCACACGGGAGAAAAGCCCUUUGCCUGCUUAUUUUGCGGGAAAGGCUUCUCCGUAAAGAAACAUUUGACGGGACACACCAGAAUACACACCGGAGAGAAACCUUUUGCCUGCUCAAUCUGCGGCAAAAGCUUCUCCGUCAAGUCGACGUUGACAACGCACACGCGAACGCACACGGGGGAAAAACCUUUCGCGUGCUCGGUUUGUGAUAAAAGCUUCACGAUCAGGUCGAGCUUAACGAAACACACCAGAACGCACACCGGUGAGAAACCGUUUGCCUGUUCAGUUUGCGGCGAAAGGUUCACUGAAAAGGGCACGCUGGGAAGACACGCGAGGACACACACGGGCGAGAAACCUUUCGCCUGCCCACUUUGUGAGAAAAGCUUCUCCGUCAAAUCAAGUUUGACAAAACACACGAGGAAAGCCUGUUGCCUGCUCACUUUGGAAUAA
Syngnathoides biaculeatus (alligator pipefish) is the source of this 2039-nucleotide messenger RNA. Its product is annotated as zinc finger protein OZF-like. Gene Ontology annotation, biological process: regulation of transcription by RNA polymerase II. The transcript has 2 exons. Gene Ontology annotation, cellular component: nucleus. NCBI's taxonomy places the organism in Eukaryota, Metazoa, Chordata, Actinopteri, Syngnathiformes, Syngnathidae. Gene Ontology annotation, molecular function: RNA polymerase II cis-regulatory region sequence-specific DNA binding; DNA-binding transcription activator activity, RNA polymerase II-specific. The record is from RefSeq and is a predicted model, not a curated record. The coding region runs from base 846 to 2039 and encodes 397 amino acids.